Molecule: messenger RNA, 2681 nt
Organism: Sitodiplosis mosellana (orange wheat blossom midge)
Lineage: Eukaryota; Metazoa; Arthropoda; Insecta; Diptera; Cecidomyiidae
Product: cytochrome P450 6a8-like
Exons: 5
Coding region: 916-2415 (499 amino acids)
Molecular function (GO): iron ion binding; heme binding; monooxygenase activity
Source: RefSeq, a predicted model, not a curated record
GCCACACUGUGUACGUAUAUAACUCGAGUACAUGCUCGAGUAAGUUACUUGAAUUGAGUGUGAUAUCAGUGUAUGGCUCUAGUAUUAAACAGUGACCCAAGCCAAGUGCCAACGAAUAGAAAUAACUAUACAUUUUUCUUACAGAUAUAAUCGUUGCAAGCGUAUAGAUGAGACGAAAAAGCGGUAAUAUAUAAAAAAGAGAUGAAGAAUAUAAUGAUAUCCGUUUACAACCGUGACGCUGCAAUAUAAUUAACGUGAACCAUUGCUCAUUUUGCUCGUCUAAAUCCUCACCGUUGAAAAGUAACAACGUAAUAGUCAUGGGUGAUUGGUACGAAUAGAGUAGAAAAAAAUUGAAUCGGCUUUUUUUUAACCGAGCAUUCUGAGCGUGUGUUAACGAUCGCAAUGAUAAGAUAUUAGUAUGCGAAGUGUGUUCAUGUUUUUGUCAAUCAUUCCGAAUCGCGUGUAUGUGUGCAUUGUGCAGUUUGAAGAAGAAGAGCAAAAAACAUAACAAGAUAAUUUAGAAUGAUUUCAAAGCUAAACUGGUUUUGAAUUUGUUUCUUUGUGUGUUUAUCUACGCCUCGUAUAUUUGACAAUUAUGUGUGUGUUAGCAGCUGUAUUUAUGAGGUCAAAGUGUGCAUGUAUGUGAUACUGCGUUUGAUUCAGAUUAGCGCACACAGACGCACAGCGUGAUUUGUUGUUUAGUAACACGCAAUGAUCUGCUGAAUUUCAUUUCAACAUGAACAACUGGCACUCUCAGCUGAGCGUUUGUUGUGUUGUAGGCACAGUGUAACAGUGAUUGUGUUUGCGAACAGUUCUAUUUAUAAAUAACCAAAUCGAAUGAAAAUAAAAAUAAGAAUAGUGUGAUAUUGAAGGUGAACAGAUAAAAUAGCAAGUGAAACAAACAAAUAAACAACAAUGGAUUUUUCAUGUUCAAUUUUUUGGUUGACUGCAUUAAUAUGUUUGGCAUUUUUCUAUGUGAAGCGAAAGUUUAAUUAUUGGAAACGGAAUGGUGUGCCGUUUGUUGUGCCAAAAUUUCCGUUUGGAAAUUUACAAGUGAUUCAACGUAAAGAUCAUUUAUCACAGCGAUUGGCCACAUUCUAUCGUGAACGUAAACAAGAUGCUCCAAUGCUUGGCAUCUAUUUCUUUUUGAGUCCAGUGCUAUUGGUCAAUGACUUAGAUUUAAUCCGGCAUAUUUUUAUCAAAGAUUUUCAAUAUUUUCAAAAUCGCGGCACAUUCUACAAUGAAAAACACGAUCCGUUAUCAGCGCACUUGUUCAAUGUGGACUAUGAGAAAUGGCGACCGUUACGAUCAAAGUUAACGCCAACAUUCACAUCUGGGAAAAUGAAAUUCAUGUUCGGUACAAUUGUGUCGGUGGCAAAUGAAUUUGUUGAAUGUCUCAAUAAAACGAUUCAAGUUGAUUGCGAAAUUGAGGUCAAUGAAUGGCUGGGACGAUUUACAACCGAUGUCAUUGGCACGUGUGCAUUUGGUAUUGAAUGUAAUAGUCUCAAAGAUCCCAAUGCGAAAUUCCGUCAAAUGGGCAAAAAAGUGUUCGACCAACCGAAACUCGGCGCUUUUGAACGCAUGCUGAUUAUCACGUGUAAGAGUUUAGCGAAGCUGCUACGCAUUCGAAUCCAUCACACAGAUGUCACUGACUUUUUUUUGAAGAUUGUCGCUGAGACGGUCGCUUUUCGUGAAAAUAACAAUGUGCAACGCAACGAUUUUAUGAGCCUUUUGAUUGAUUUGAAAAAUGCCAAAAAGGAAGAGGACCGAUUGACGAUCAACGAAAUCGCGGCACAAGCAUUUGUCUUCUUUUUGGCCGGUUUCGAGACUUCGUCCACUACGCUGACUUAUUGCCUUUAUGAAUUGGCAUUGGAGAAAAAUAAACACAUUCAAGACGAGGCUAGGCGAGAGAUUUUUGCCGUUUUAGAAAAACACAACGGGCAACUUACCUAUGAAGCUGUCAACGACAUGGUUUACGUCGAUCAAAUUAUUAACGAGGCACUACGGAAGCAUCCGCCAGCAUCGAAUUUGGCGCGAAUCGCUACUAAAAACUACAAAGUUCCAAAUUCAGACUAUACAAUCCCCGAAGGAAUGUUUGUGUUAGUUCCCGUUUAUGCGAUUCAUCAUGAUCCAGACUACUAUGAAAACCCUGAGGAAUUCGAUCCGACACGGUUUUCACCUGAACAGGUUAAGCAGCGCCAAUCAUGCUGUUUCAUUCCCUUUGGAGAUGGCCCGAGAAACUGUGUCGGUAUACGAUUUGGAAUGUUGCAGGCCCGCAUAGGUCUCGCGAUUUUGCUGCAAAACUUUGAAUUUUCUACUUGCUCGCGAACACAAAUUCCAAUCAAAUAUUCGCCCAAAAAACUCGUUCUAUCACCAGAAAACGGCACUUGGCUCAAAGUCAACAAAGUCACGUGAUAUCCAUUGCUUGGGUUGAAAUUACAUUUUAUCAGAAAAAACAUAGUGUGUCAUUUAAUCAUUACUUGUGUUUCUUCAAUAUCAAAGUUCUGUAUUAUCACACCACACAAAUAAUCGUAAAUUAGUUUUUGAUGAACAAUUAUUUUGUGAUUUCGUUGAGAGUGUUUAUGUUUGCAUUGCAUUUGAUGAGAUUAUUGUGGGAAAAAAAACUAAUUUUAUUGGCAAUAAAUGUCAUGGUUAGGAAAUAAAGUUUUUAUCUUUCAUUA